Messenger RNA from Trichosporon asahii var. asahii CBS 2479, 1893 nucleotides. RefSeq names its product ATP-binding cassette (ABC) transporter. The record is from RefSeq and is a predicted model, not a curated record. Gene Ontology annotation, molecular function: ATP binding; ATP hydrolysis activity. Bases 1 to 1893 code for a protein of 630 amino acids. The transcript has 2 exons. Lineage: Eukaryota; Fungi; Basidiomycota; Tremellomycetes; Trichosporonales; Trichosporonaceae.
AUGCCUUCCGCCUCCAAGGAGAAGCGUCUCGCCGCCAAGGCCGCUAAGGCUGCCAGCAAGGGAGGAUCCGCCAAGUCGACUCCCGCCCCUUCCACUGCCGCUGGUACCCCGUCUAUCAGCGCCAACGGCUCGUUCGCUGACCUGAGCGACGCUCAGGCCCAGAUGCGCAAGCUCAACCUCGCCACUGACCGCAGUGCUAACGGUGUCCUCGUCUCCGACCCUCAGUCUCGUGACAUCAAGAUCGACCAGUACACCCUCUCGUUCCACGGUCGUCUCCUUAUCGAGGGUGCCGAGAUCUCGCUCAACUACGGAAACCGUUACGGUCUCCUUGGUGAGAACGGAUCCGGCAAGUCGACCUUCCUUCAGUCCAUCGCUGAGCGUGAUGUUGAGAUCCCCGAGCACAUCGACAUCUACCUCGUUUCCGGUGCCGCUGAGCCCUCCGACAUCAACGCUCUUGACUACAUCGUUAACUCCGCCAAGGAGAAGGUUGCCCGUCUUGAGAAGAUGGCUGAGGAGAUGGCCAUCGCCGACGAGGUUGACGAGGUCGGUCUUGAGAUGAUUUACGAGGAGCUCGAGGAGAUGGACCCGUCGACUUUCGAGGCCAAGGCUGGUGCCAUUCUCUCCGGUCUCGGUUUCAAGCAGGACAUGAUGAAGAAGCCCACCAAGGACAUGUCUGGUGGUUGGCGUAUGCGUGUCGCCCUUGCCCGUGCGCUCUUCGUCAAGCCCCACGUUCUUCUCCUCGACGAGCCCACUUCGCACUUGGACCUCGGUGCCGUCGUCUGGCUUGAGGCUUACCUCGCCACCUACAACCACAUCCUCAUCCUCACCUCCCACUCGGCCGACUUCAUGGACACCGUCUGUACCAACAUGAUGGACCUGACUCCCAAGAAGAAGCUCAUUUACUACGGUGGUAACUACUCGACCUACCUCCGUACCAAGGCCGACAACGAGAUCAACCAGAUGAAGGCCUACAACAAGCAGCAGGAGGAAAUCGCGCACAUCAAGAAGUUCAUCGCUUCCGCCGGUACCUACGCGAACCUUGUCAAGCAGGCCAAGUCUAAGCAGAAGAUUAUCGACAAGAUGGAGGCUGCUGGUCUUGUCGAGAAGGUUGAGGCUGGUAAGCCUCUCCGUUUCAACUUCGAGGACAUCAAGAAGCUUCCUCCUCCCAUCAUCGCUUUCUCCGACGUCGCGUUCUCGUACUCCGGCAAGAAGGAGGACUACCUGUACCGUGACCUCAACUUCGGUAUCGACAUGGACUCGCGUAUCGCUAUUGUCGGUGACAACGGUACUGGAAAGUCUACUCUUCUCAACCUCAUCACCGGCGCCCUGAACCCGUGCGAGGGUACCGUCCAGCGUCACGGUCAGCUCAAGCUCGCCAAGUACAGCCAGCACUCCGCCGACCAGCUGCCGUACGACAAAUCGCCUGUCGAGUUCCUUCAGUCGCGCUACAAGGACAAGUUCCCCGAGAAGGAGAUUCAGUUCUGGCGCCAGCAGGUCGGUCGCUUCGGUCUUACCGGCUCCCACCAGACCAACCCCAUCAGCCAGCUCUCCGACGGUCUCCGAAACCGUGUCUGUUUCGCCGACAUCGCCCUCGAGCACCCCCACGUUCUUCUUCUUGACGAGCCGACCAACCACCUCGACAUGGCUUCCAUCGACGCCCUUGCCAAGGCUAUCAACGAGUUCGAGGGAGGUGUCGUCAUCGUGUCCCACGACUUCCGUCUCAUUUCUCAGGUCGCUCAGGACCUCUGGGAGGUCAAGGACAACACGAUCACGAACCUCACGAAGCAGGACAUCUCGAUCGUCGACUACAAGCGCGGCCUCGCCAAGCGCUCGCAGGCCCAGAUCGAGAAGGCCCAGCUUCUCUCCAAGUCGUCCACCAAGGGUGUCGCCUAA